Messenger RNA from Ustilago hordei, 1761 nucleotides. RefSeq lists its product as uncharacterized. Bases 1 to 1761 code for a protein of 586 amino acids. NCBI's taxonomy places the organism in Eukaryota, Fungi, Basidiomycota, Ustilaginomycetes, Ustilaginales, Ustilaginaceae. The transcript has a single exon. The record is from RefSeq and is a predicted model, not a curated record.
AUGUCGACCACAGCGAAGGAGGAGACCACCAAUCCCACCGCCUCAACGAGUGGGGUCGAUGCUCCUUCCAGCACUGAAACCCGCUUGGCGCCGGAGGCUGGCGCAGGAGGAGGAAAGAAAAAGCACCCUCAAGCCGGUCGAUUCAUAGAAAACAUCUCCACACAUGGAUCUCGUGCUUCUGUUGAAGACCAACCCCAGCCCCCUAAGGAGGGAGAGAUUCCAGAAACAGAAAUGCGUGCGGUCCAAGCCAAGCCUUUCCGAAGAGUAUGGAAGAAGAAACCAACGUCUGCACCCGUACAGAGGUCUACUUGCACUGCUACGAAUAGGGGUGGAGCGGGAGGCGGGCAGAACUACAACACGCCUAGUACGGAGGAUAGUACUACAAGUCAAAACCCUUCUUCUUCUGAUCAUAAGAAGGACAGCGCAAAGCACCACAUCUCCUCUUCUUGCAGCGACGAAGAAGUGGAAAGAGGCGAUCAAUACCACAAGACAUUAUCAGCACUCUAUCCCCUAACCCAUUUCCUCGGGUUUCGACCUCUUUCACACCCCCAUACACCCCCAUCCCGUCGCUUGACCCCUUCGGACGCAGCCUUUAACCGAUUCCACUACAUCUGUGGCCGAAUCCUCUCCUUGGGCCUCCCCGUAACUGGCUCAUCUGGAUCUCUGGCCCAAUUGCGUAACCCCUCAACCAACCGACUGGAAUUGAUGCAGAUGUAUUCCGCCCAAACCCGUUCCCACAUCACCGACACAAUCCACACCACCAUCUCUGCCUUCGUAAUCAUCUCGUUGCUCUCGCUCCUCUCUCGCUCGCCAUUCCACCGUUCUCACCACUCACCGCUCAUCAUCGGAGCCUUCGCCACGGAAGCAGUAGUCUCGUUCUACGCUUACCGAACCCCUCUUGCUCAACCGAAGAACAUCUUACUCGGAAACACGCUCUCUUACAUCAUCGGCAUGGCGAUCCAGCUAGCUUUCACAACCACCAAUUAUUCCGUGUCUGGGGUCUAUGGGUUCGACUGGGCCGCAGCAGCAUCGAGCGUUGGUGCAGCGGUGCUGGUUAUGGAGUUGUUGGGGGUCGUUCACCCUCCAGGAGCAGCAUUUGCACUUUUAAGCGUGACAAGUGAACCGACUGAGAGAUUGGGAUGGUGGUUAGUGCCGAUUACCGUCAUUGGGAGUUUGGUUGUGGUCGCCUGGGCAAUGGUGGUUAAUAAUCUUGGCGGGAGGAGGUGGCCUGAGAAUUGGCUGUAUAAGGGAGCGGUGAGCGAUUUGCCGGUGAUUGGGCCGGAAAGUCUUCCGUUUGCUAACUCGCCGAUUGAAUGGCCCCAACGGCGAGAGAAUGGCGGGCAGCCGGGGAAUAAAAGAAAGAGAGUAGGAGAGGAGAAGGGGAAGAAGGGGAUGGAGGAGAAGGAGAUGGGGGAAAAGGAGAAAGGAUUCUAUCGAGUCCCAAAUUCAGGUACAAAACUUACCACUCCUUACACCCCUCAACCCCAGCAUCCAGCACCGGCAGUAGUGGUGAAUAGCAGAAUGAUCCAAGAUCCAACCCUCACCACCACCCAGGUCAUUAGGAAUAACAGCAAGGGAAGCAAACACAGUCGAAGAUCGGUUGUCGUACAUGUGAAUCAUAACGUCCGGAGUAUGUCCACGCCUGCGGUUAGUAUGGGCGUGGGAGAGGGAAAGGGAAAGGGGAAGGAACAUGUUCCCGCUGCUGUUCCCACUGUUCCCGCUGUUCAAUGGCGUACACUUGAGCCUGGCUCUGCUUUGUAA